Marmota flaviventris (yellow-bellied marmot) is the source of this 2930-nucleotide messenger RNA. It is a transcript of the gene Mcm6, whose product is annotated as minichromosome maintenance complex component 6. Gene Ontology annotation, cellular component: MCM complex; nucleus. The record is from RefSeq and is a predicted model, not a curated record. Gene Ontology annotation, biological process: double-strand break repair via break-induced replication; mitotic DNA replication; DNA replication initiation. Gene Ontology annotation, molecular function: single-stranded DNA binding; ATP binding; single-stranded 3'-5' DNA helicase activity. NCBI's taxonomy places the organism in Eukaryota, Metazoa, Chordata, Mammalia, Rodentia, Sciuridae.
GCAAAGCGGCGUCUAGGGAGAAGCGACUCGUGGCGGUAUUGGCUUGGCGGUAGCGGUCCCGCGGUAGUAAGCAGCAAUGGACCUCGCAGCAGCAGCAGAGCCAGUAGCCGGUAGUCAGCACUUAGAAGUCCGCGACGAGGUGGCCGAGAAGUGCCAGAAACUGUUCCUGGACUUCUUGGAGGAAUUCCAGAGCAGCGAUGGAGAAGUUAAGUACUUGCAGUUGGCAGAAGAGCUAAUUCGUCCUGAGAGAAACACACUGGUUGUGAGUUUUGUGGACCUGGAGCAAUUUAACCAACAACUUUCCACCACCAUUCAAGAAGAGUUCUAUAGAGUCUACCCUUACUUGUGUCGGGCCUUGAAAACCUUUGUCAAAGACCGAAAAGAGAUCCCUCUUGCCAAGGAUUUUUAUGUUGCCUUCCAGGACCUUCCUACUAGACACAAAAUUCGAGAACUCACUUCAUCCAGAAUUGGUUUGCUCACUCGAAUCAGUGGGCAGGUGGUGCGGACUCACCCAGUUCACCCAGAGCUUGUGAGCGGAACUUUCUUGUGCUUGGACUGUCAGACAGUGAUCAAAGACGUAGAACAGCAGUUCAAAUACACACAGCCAAAUAUCUGCCGAAAUCCAGUUUGUGCCAACAGAAGGAGAUUCUUGCUGGAUACAAAUAAAUCAAGAUUUGUUGAUUUUCAGAAGGUUCGUAUUCAGGAGACUCAAGCUGAGCUUCCCCGAGGAAGUAUCCCCCGCAGUUUAGAAGUAAUCUUGAGGGCUGAAGCUGUGGAGUCAGCUCAAGCUGGUGACAAAUGUGACUUUACGGGGACACUGAUUGUCGUGCCUGAUGUCUCCAAGCUUAGCACACCAGGAGCACGUGCAGAAACGAAUUCCCGUGUCAGUGGUGUUGAUGGAUAUGAGACAGAAGGCAUUCGAGGGCUCCGGGCCCUUGGUGUUAGGGACCUGUCUUAUAGGCUGGUCUUUCUUGCCUGUUUUGUUGCACCAACUAACCCAAGGUUUGGAGGGAAAGAGCUCAGAGAUGAGGAACAGACAGCUGAGAGUAUUAAGAACCAAAUGACUGUGAAAGAGUGGGAGAAAGUGUUUGAAAUGAGUCAAGAUAAAAAUCUAUAUCACAAUCUUUGUACCAGCUUGUUUCCUACUAUACAUGGCAAUGAUGAAGUAAAACGUGGUGUCCUGCUGAUGCUUUUUGGUGGUGUUCCAAAGACUACAGGAGAAGGGACCUCUCUUCGAGGGGACAUAAAUGUCUGCAUUGUUGGUGAUCCAAGCACAGCCAAGAGCCAAUUUCUGAAGCAUGUGGAGGAGUUCAGCCCCAGAGCUGUCUACACCAGUGGCAAAGCAUCCAGUGCUGCUGGCUUAACAGCAGCUGUUGUGAGAGAUGAAGAAUCUCAUGAGUUUGUCAUUGAGGCUGGAGCGUUGAUGCUGGCUGAUAAUGGUGUGUGCUGUAUUGAUGAAUUUGAUAAGAUGGAUGUGCGGGACCAAGUUGCUAUUCAUGAAGCUAUGGAACAGCAAACCAUAUCCAUCACUAAAGCAGGAGUGAAGGCUACUCUAAAUGCCAGGACAUCCAUUUUGGCAGCUGCAAACCCAAUCAGUGGACACUAUGACAGGUCAAAGUCAUUGAAACAGAAUAUAAAUCUGUCAGCUCCAAUUAUGUCCCGAUUUGAUCUCUUCUUUAUCCUGGUGGACGAAUGUAAUGAGGUUACAGAUUAUGCCAUUGCCAGGCGUAUAGUAGACUUGCAUUCAAGAAUUGAGGAAUCAAUUGAUCGUGUCUAUUCCCUUGAUGAUAUCAGGAGGUAUCUUCUCUUUGCAAGACAGUUUAAACCCAAGAUUUCCAAAGAAUCAGAGGACUUCAUUGUGGAACAGUAUAAACGUCUCCGCCAAAGGGAUGGUUCUGGAGUAACCAAGUCUUCAUGGAGGAUUACAGUGCGUCAGCUGGAGAGCAUGAUCCGUCUCUCUGAAGCUAUGGCUCGGAUGCACUGCUGUGAUGAGGUUCAACCUAAACAUGUGAAGGAAGCUUUUCGAUUACUGAAUAAAUCAAUCAUUCGUGUAGAGACACCUGAUGUCAAUCUAGAUCAAGAGGAAGAGAUCCAGAUGGAGGUAGAUGAGGGUCCAGGUGGCAUCAAUGGUCAUGCUGACAGCCCUGCCCCUGUGAAUGGAAUCAAUGGCUCUAGUGAAGACAUAAAUCAAGACACCAUUCCCAAAGCUUCCUUAAGACUGGGCUUUUCUGAAUACUGCCGAAUCUCCAACCUUAUUGUUCUUCACCUGAGAAAAAUGGAAGAAGAGGAGGAUGAGUCAGCAUUAAAGAGGAGCGAGCUUGUUAACUGGUACUUGAAGGAAAUUGAAUCAGAAAUAGACUCUGAAGAGGAGCUUAUAAAUAAAAAGAGGAUCAUAGAGAAAGUCAUUCAUCGACUCACGCACUAUGACCAUGUUCUAAUUGAGCUCACCCAAGCUGGAUUGAAAGGCUCCACAGAAGGAAGUGAGAGCUAUGAAGAAGAUCCCUACUUGGUAGUUAACCCUAACUACUUGCUUGAAGAUUGAGAUGUUGAACGUAAUUGACCAGAGCUAAGUCACUGUGCCACACCACCUCCUGACCUGGAGCCUGGAUGGAGCUCUGCUAGGAUGAGAAUUGUUUCUGGGAAUGAUGCUUCAGGAUUUGUUUUGAGAAACAGGAACUGAGGUGAUGGUCCUGUGUAUCACAUCUAUUACAUGCUUUCUAUCAACAUGGGCUUCAGCUUAUUCCUUGUGUAUUUCUUGUCUUAAUGAAGUUGGACCCCCAAUAAUGUGUGGUUUCUGGAACUGAGACCUUCGUUUUCAUGUGAGGAGGAGACCUGUCACUUUCAUGGUAUAUAGUAUCCUAUCAAGGAAAUCACUUUUCCAGUUGCCAACUGCUGCUUUUAUUCAUCAAAAUAAAAUAACUUGUUCUGAA